Messenger RNA from Vollenhovia emeryi, 592 nucleotides. RefSeq lists its product as uncharacterized. The annotation marks the transcript as partial. The record is from RefSeq and is a predicted model, not a curated record. NCBI's taxonomy places the organism in Eukaryota, Metazoa, Arthropoda, Insecta, Hymenoptera, Formicidae. The transcript has a single exon.
AGUUAUGGUCUCGAUCCCGCGUAUUAUUACACAUUACCAGGAUUCACGUGGGAUGCCAUGCUUAAACAUACACGUAUAAAUUUCGAACUCCUCACGGACAUUGAUAUGGUCAUGUUUAUCGAGCGCGGUAUACGUGGCGGUCUGAGUCAAUGCUCCAGUAGAUAUGCGCAGGCUAACAACAAAUAUAUGCACUCGUAUGAUCCAUCGAAAGCUUCCUCAUACUUGAUGUACUUUGACGUAAAUAAUCUAUAUGGAUGGGCAAUGUGUCAACCAUUGCCAUACGCCGAAUUUCGAUGGGUCGACGAUGUUGCAGAUUUUGACUUUAGUGCGAUCGCCUCGGACUCGCCCACGGGUUACAUUCUCGAGGUCGAUCUCGAGUACCCACAAAGUAUACACGACGAGCACACUGAUCUACCGUUCUGUCCAACGCGCGAUAAGCCGCCUGGCAAGCGGCAGGCAAAACUUCUGGCGACUCUAUAUUGCAAGAAGCGUUACGUCAUUCACUAUCGCAACCUGCAGCAAUGUACGCGUCAUGGUCUUCGCGUCACAAAUAUACAUCGCGUACUACAAUUCGCGCAAUCCGCAUGGCUCC